AUGGCGAAGAACUACCCAGUUGUGAGCGAAGAAUACAAGACGGCUAUUGUGAAGUGCAGGAGGAAGCUCAGAGGCAUGAUGGCUGAGAAGAGCUGUGCACCAAUCAUGGUCAGGAUCGCAUGGCACUCUGCUGGAACAUUCGACUGCGCCUCAAAAACUGGAGGCCCCUUCGGGACAAUGAGGUUCGAGGCUGAGCUAGCUCAUGGAGCCAACGCUGGUCUCGACGUUGCUGUUAGGUUGUUGGAGCCCAUCAGGCAGCAAUUCCCUAUCAUCUCCGUUGCUGACUUCCACCAGCUUGCUGGUGUUGUUGCUGUUGAAGUCACCGGUGGUCCUGAAGUUCCAUUCCACCCCGGAAGAGAGGACAAGCCCGAGCCACCACCAGAGGGACGUCUUCCUGAUGCAAACCUGGGUUGUCCCCACUUGAGAGAUGUAUUCGUUAAGCAGAUGGGCUUGACUGACAAGGACAUUGUCGUUUUAUCUGGAGCACACACCAUUGGAAAAGCUCACGCGGAUAGGUCUGGCUUCGUAGGUCCCUGGACAUCAAACCCUCUCAUUUUCGACAACUCUUACUUCAAGGAACUGUUGAGCGAAGACAAGGAAGGCCUUCUUAAGCUUGCCACUGACAAGGCGCUAGUUGAUGAUCCCGUUUUCCGUCCUUUGGUUGAGAAAUACGCUGCUGACGAAGAUGCGUUUUUCGAGGAUUACGCCGAGGCUCACUUGAAGCUUUCAGAGCUUGGGUUUGCCGAUGCAUGA
Microthlaspi erraticum is the source of this 753-nucleotide messenger RNA. The record is from the annotation of a GenBank genome assembly. Lineage: Eukaryota; Viridiplantae; Streptophyta; Magnoliopsida; Brassicales; Brassicaceae.